CCCCCCCCCCCCCCCCCGCCAUGGCGGGCGGCCCGCAGGAGAACACCCUGCUGCACCUCUUCGCCGGGGGGUGCGGAGGAACAGUUGGAGCCAUCUUCACGUGUCCCCUAGAGGUGAUAAAGACAAGGCUUCAAUCCUCCAAGCUGGCCUUCAGGACUGUGUACUACCCCCAGGUGCAGCUGGGGACCCUCAGUGGGGAAGGAGUGGUCAGGCCAACGUCUGUGUCCCCCGGGCUCUUCAGUGUUCUCAAGUCAAUUCUGGAAAAAGAAGGACCAAGGUCACUCUUCCGAGGGCUGGGUCCAAACUUGGUUGGAGUUGCACCAUCAAGGGCUGUCUAUUUUGCAUGCUACUCCAAAGCCAAAGAGCAGUUUAACAGCAUGUUUGUGCCCAACAGCAACAUUGUGCACGUCUGUUCUGCAGGUUCUGCAGCCUUUAUCACAAAUUCCCUGAUGAACCCUAUAUGGAUGGUGAAAACAAGAAUGCAGCUGGAAAGGAAAGUGAGGGGCUCCAAACCAAUGAAUGCUUUGCAGUGUGCUAGAUAUGUUUACCAGACAGAAGAGGUGAUCCGGACACGGCUGCGGGAGGAGGGCACCAAGUACAAGACGUUCCUGCAGACAGCUCGGCUGGUGGCACGGGAAGAGGGGUACCUGGCCUUCUACAGAGGACUCUUUGCCCAGCUCAUCAGGCAGAUACCAAACACAGCCAUUGUCUUGUCCACCUACGAGUUGAUUGUCUAUCUCUUGGAGGACCACACCAAGUAGCAGAGCCAAGAUCCCUGUUACAGACUGAAGACCAAUUUCUUCAUUGAACAAAAAGUCCUUUAAGAGACUGUUGCAGGUGGCAGUGCUGGUGGAAACACUACGAGUCUGUGACCAUCUGUGGAUAUUUCCUUUUGGACUCAUGCUUUCUAAAAGGUCUCAAGUCAUUAA
Ficedula albicollis (Collared flycatcher) is the source of this 929-nucleotide messenger RNA. It is a transcript of the gene SLC25A33, whose product is annotated as solute carrier family 25 member 33. Lineage: Eukaryota; Metazoa; Chordata; Aves; Passeriformes; Muscicapidae. The transcript has 7 exons. Gene Ontology annotation, cellular component: mitochondrion. Bases 21 to 761 code for a protein of 246 amino acids. Gene Ontology annotation, biological process: pyrimidine nucleotide import into mitochondrion. The record is from RefSeq and is a predicted model, not a curated record. Gene Ontology annotation, molecular function: pyrimidine nucleotide transmembrane transporter activity.